This is a messenger RNA of Sphenostylis stenocarpa, 1068 nucleotides long. The record is from the annotation of a GenBank genome assembly. NCBI's taxonomy places the organism in Eukaryota, Viridiplantae, Streptophyta, Magnoliopsida, Fabales, Fabaceae.
AUGUCAAUGCCAAGGCUGGUUUUUGCUGCGUGUAUCUUUUCAAUGGCUGCAAUUGUUCUAGCAGACCUGCCUGUAACAUAUAUCUUUGGUGACUCCUUAACAGAUGUUGGGAACAAUAAUUUUCUGCAAUAUUCGUUAGCCAAAUCUAACUAUCCCUGGUAUGGGAUUGACUACAGUGGUGGCCAGGCUACUGGAAGAUUCACCAAUGGGAGGACUAUUGGUGAUUUCAUAUCUGCAAAGCUUGGAAUUACAUCACCACCAGCUUAUCUGUCAGUAUCUCAAAAUGUUGGUACCUUACUCAAAGGGGUCAACUAUGCAUCUGGAGGGGCAGGAAUUCUGAAUGAUACAGGACUUUAUUUUAUUCAGAGGUUAUCUUUCGAUGAUCAAAUAAACAAUUUCAAGAAAACAAAAGAAGUAAUCACGGCAAACCUAGGAAAGGUGGCUGCCAACAAGCACUGCAAUGAAGCCACAUACUUCAUUGGGAUCGGCAGCAAUGACUACGUCAACAAUUUCUUGCAGCCCUUCUUGGCAGAUGGACAGCAAUACACUCAUGAUGAGUUCAUUGAGCUCUUAAUGUCAACCUUAGAUCAGCAACUUCAGAAUAUCUAUCAACUAGGAGCACGAAAAAUAGUCUUUCAUGGCCUUGGUCCACUAGGUUGCAUUCCAUCACAGAGGGUUAAGUCUAAACAUGGCCAAUGUCUAAAGCGAGUCAAUGAAUGGAUCCUACAAUUCAACUCAAAUGUGCAAAAGCUAAUUAACACACUCAACCAUCGUCUUCCGAAUGCAACCUUCGUAUUUGCAGACACUUAUCCAUUAGUGCUUGACUUGAUCGAAAAUCCCUCCACUUACGGUUUCAAAGUUUCAAAUACAUCUUGUUGCAACGUAGAUACGAGUGUUGGCGGGUUGUGCUUGCCAAACUCAAAGGUGUGCAGAAACCGCCAUGAGUUUGUAUUUUGGGAUGCCUUCCAUCCUUCAGAUGCAGCUAAUGCUGUUCUUGCAGAAAAGUUUUUCUCCCUUCUUUUCACACCACCUCAUUCUGCAGCACCAUCUCCUUCUCCCACCCCAUAA